CGGCAAGGUUGAAAUGGCCGCCGGGCAGGUGGGAGACGCCGCGCAUGCGCACCAGGGAAAGGCGUUUCGCUCGCUCUCCGGCGCGUAGGGGUUAUGGAGGCGGAAGUUUCGCCCAGCUUCAUUCGCUCCCACCUUCGUCAAAAUGGCGGCGUCGACGGCUCUGAAGGGCCUGCUGGUCCCGCACGUCCUCCCGGAGAACUGCUACGACGAGCUCUUCCUCAGCCUCAACCUUUUGCACAGUGAGUCGCGCGCUCUUCGACGCCCUUUUUUGUCCUGUCGGGGACCCGUCACGUCGUCGCCGUAGCAACGCCUGGCCUGGCGGAAGUGUCCUGUGGGGGGCGACUAGGCGCCAUUUUGGUGACGGGCGAAAUUUUACCCCGGUGGCCAUUUUGGUAGAGGGCGGAAGUGGCCGUCGGCUCCGUUUCCGGGCCUCGUGUCGUCUCUCACCUUGCAGCCGGGCGGAAGUACCACGAGAUUUUUAAUUUUAUUAUCAUUUAGCCCUAGAAUUACAAAUGAAACUAUCGUUUGGGGGGCAGAAAAGCUUGUUUUUUUUUUAAAAAAGCUUUCAAUAUGAAGAUGCUGUGUUUCGUCUCUUAAAAAGGGUCAUGGACGAAGCACAGUGAAGGCUCUCGGCGCCAUGUUGGUUUUGGGCACGAAGUUCAUAUGGCAGCCAAGGAUCUUUUAAGCCCCGCCCCUUUCCCCUCAAGCAGGGCUGUCAUUGGCUAGGCGCCUGUCAGGUAGACUUCUAGCAGGUGAAGCGUUUCCCAGCGUACUGAGGAAGUGAUGGGGGAAACCUCACCGGUGGAAUGUCUGCCUGCCAUGCAGAAAGCAAGGCUGCUGCUGCUCCCUCAUGGAGCUUUCUGCUAAGUGCAGAAAUUUGAAUUUAUCUCCCGCAUCACAGGAGUAUUGUAAAAGAAAAAAAGCAAAAAAGCAUCACUGCUAGCAAUUAAUUAUGUUUUGUAUCCUUUUGUCUCUCUCCCCUUGUUCUUUCAGUUCCAUGCCUCAAAAUCUUCAUCAGCAAGGGCCUCGGAUUCGCCAUCGUGGCUGGUUCCCUCAUGGGUACGGACACCGACACUUCCCAGUCAGAUAAUCUGACUUUUAAUAUAAACUAUAUUACUUUUAAUAUAAACUUUUAAUAUAAACUAUACCAGCGUGGUGUAGUGGUUAAGAGCGGUAGUCUCGUAAUCUGGGGAACCGGGUUCGAGUCUCCGCUCCUCCACCUGCAGCUGCUGGGUGACCUUGGGCCAGUCGCACUUCUUGAAGUCUCUCAGCACCACUCACCUCACAGAGUGUUUGUUGUUGGGGAGGAAGGGAAAGGAGAAUGUUAGCCACAUUGAGACUCCUUAAAGGGAGUGAAAGGCGGGAUAUCAAAUCCAAACUCUUCUUCUUCUUCUAUAAGGUAUUUUAAAAAGGUUUUUCUGUUUGGUUUUGUGCAUGUGUAUUCUCUAUGGAAUAUAUAUAUAUUUGUGUGCGUGUGUCGUUUUGACUUACAUUGGUAAGAAAAACCCCCAAUAAGUUUAAUAAAUAGUACUUAUAAUAAUAAUUAUGAGAAUAAUAAUAAAAGAAGACUGAGAGGUGAGAUAGGUAGGUACGUAGGUAGGUAGACAGAUAGAUAGAUAGAUAGAUAGAUAGAAUUUAUGUACUGCCCUAUACCCAGAGGUCUCAGGGCGGUUCACAGGACAACAUCAACAUAAAAACCGCAAUAUUUUAUAUAUAUAUAUAUAUAUAUAUAUAUAUAUAUAUAUACACACACACACAUAUACACACACAUAUAAAACACCGUAUUUUUCGCCCCAUAGGACGCACCGGCCCAUAGGACGCACCAAGUUUUUUGGGGGGGAAAUAAAGGGGGGGGAAUUAUUUUUCCCCCCCCCAGGCGCUUGCGGGGCUGGCGGCGGGGAGAAGCACGCGUCUCCCCGCCGUCAGCCUCCAAACCACAUCGGGAGACAGCAGGGUGGCAGCGUUCCGCCUCCCCGCUGUCCCCCGACCUUGUGGGGCUGGUGCUGGGGCUCUCUAGGCUUCAGCGAAAGCCUGCAUUCGCCCCAUAGGACGCACACACAUUUCCCCUUCAUUUUUGGAGGGGGAAAAAGUGCGUCCUAUAGGGCGAAAAAUACGGUAAAAAUAAAAACAACAACCCAAUAACACACACACACACACCAUCCCCUCUCUGUCUCCUGUUCUCUGGCCUAAACACCUCCCGCUUCUCCAUAUCCUUCUUAAAUUAUGGCACCCAGAAUUGGACACAGGUCUGACCGAGGCAGAAUAGAGCGGGACUCUGACUACUUCUUCCUCCCUCUUUCUGCAGUGAAGCUGCCCCAGAUCUUCAAGAUCCUGGGGGCCAAGAGCGCUGAGGGGCUGAGCUUCCAUUCCAUCCUCCUGGAGCUGCUUGCCAUCACCGGCACCAUGGCCUACAGCAUCGCCAACGCUUUUCCGUUCAGGUAUGGGCAGCGCCCGAGGCCUUUCUGUAGCUGCGAUUGAAAACCCACCAGACAGCCACAAAGUCCAAUGAGUCUGCUUCCCCUCUGAGAACCGAUGGGUCAGUUUCUCCUUCGUUGCUGUAUAUAAGGUUUUUUUUUAACAAAACCAGUUCAUAACAGAGAACAUAGAAACAUCCUACCCCAUCCUUCAGCCACGACUGAAACGGGCAGCUCUCAGGAAGUGAGUUAUCCGUGUCUUGCUGCUAGGUAAUUUGGAGUCCUCUCAAGCUAAGCAACAACCUGAGGUCCACGCAGACCUUUCAACGGGCGACGGUGCCGAGUUCGAAUCCCAACAUUUGUUUUCACGCGCGCACAAUCCCACUAGUUACAGGAGCGUGGGGCCACCUCCUGCUCUGUUAACAGCCACCUGAUCUGCAGAGGUCUAAUCCUCUGCCGGAACGAUGUCGCCAGCCGAUCCCCAGAGCUGCAGUUUUAAAGGCUUAAGGGCUGAUUCCUAAAUCCUGCCUUUUUGGGGAGGGUGGGGCGUUGUCAGUGCUCACGUUUCUGAUCCUCUCACACCCAUUUCACUCCUCUUUGCUGUUGGUGGUGGAAAGAAAACAAUGCCUUGAAGGAGGGAGCUGUUGUUGUUGUUGAGUCGUUUAGUCGUGUCCGACUCUUCGUGGCCCCCUGGACCAGAGCACGCCAGGCACUCCUGUCUUCCACUGCCUCCCGCAGUUUGGUCAAACUCAUGCUGGUAGCUUCGAGAACACUGUCCCACCAUCUCAUCCUCCGUCGUCCCCUUCUCCUUGUGCCCUCCAUCUUUCCCAACAUCAGGGUCUUUUCCAGGGAGUCUCUCUUCUCAUGAGGUGGCCAAAGUACUGGAGCCUCAGCUUCAGGAUCUGUCCUUCCAGUGAGCACUCAGGGCUGAUUUCCUUCAGAAUGGAGAGGUUUGAUCUUCCUCCAGUCCAUGGGACUCUCAAGAGUCUCCUCCAGCACCAGAAUUCAAAAGCAUCCAUUCUUCAGCGAUCAGCCUUCUUUAUGGUCCAGCUCUCACUUCCAUACAUCACUACUGGGAAAACCAUGGCUUUAACUAAACGGACCUUUGUUGGCAAGGUGAUGUCUCUGCUUUUUAAGAUGCUGUCUAGGUUUGUCAUUGCUUUUCUCCCAAGGAGCAGGCGUCUCUUAAUUUCGUGGCUGCUGUCACCAUCUGCAGUGAUCAUGGAUCCCAAGAAAGUAAAAUCUCUCACUGCCUCCAUUUCUUCCCCUUCUAUUUGCCAGGAGGUGAUGGGCUCAGUGGCCAUGAUUUUAUUUUUUUUGCUGUUAAGCUUCAAACCAUUCCAGGCAGGUAACAGGGAGCUGGAAAAAGAAUUUGGAUCAAAAGAUUUCAUUUCUCCCCUAACACAUCUCUCUUUUUAUCUCUCUUUCCUCCCCCCGACCCAAACAACAGCUCGUGGGGUGAGGCUUUCUUCCUCAUGUUGCAAACCGUGGCCAUCGGAUUCCUGGUCCAGCAUUUUGGGGGCCACACGGGACGAGGUGAGUGUGGAACCAGAGUCUAGAGUACAUUUAAUUGAAUCAUAGUUGCAAGGGGUUCCUGGGGUCAUCUCGUCCAACCCCCUGCAAGGCAGGAAUAUGCAGCUGUCCCACGCAGGGAUUGAACCUGCAACCUUGGCGUUAUCAGCAGCGCCAACUGAGCUAUCCUGCGUUCAAGAGCUAUUAACCAAAGCGGCCAAGCAGAAACUCCAUGUUCGGAGACAGCAAACCGCAGCGACGUUUAUAGGCUUUGAGGGUUAUUUGGCUGUCCCCUGUCGGAGGCAGGAAGCUGGGCUAAGGCCAAACUUUGCAUCCUUUAAGCCCUGGUGCUCGGCAGCCCUGGAUCCCAACCAGACCGAGCUUUGGGCUUUCAGCUAGGCCCUCCCCGCACCCCGAAUCCACCUUCUUCCUUCCCGUUCAUGAGCCGCAACGAGAACCGAAGCCUCGCUUCGGCCAACGCUGUGGAUCCUGCUGAGCUAUCCACAGGAAUUUUGGGAAUUCUAAAUGCACGCUAUAUGUGUAGCACGUACGUUUAGCCCCUUGUGCCUUGUUUUGAUUCCGUAAGCUGGAUGGGAGAGACAACGCAAUAGAAUUUUUAUAAAAUUAUGCCUGGCAUGAAGAAAGCUUUUCCUCCCUCUCUCAUAACACUCAAAGGCCGUAGACACCCAAGAAGCUGGAAUGUUGACAGGACAAAUAAAUCUUCUCUUAUUCGUGCAGCACAUAGUUAAACUGUGGAACUCCUUCCUGCAGGAAGCAGCCGCGAUGGCCACCAACUUGGAAGGCUUUAAAAGGGGAUUGGACAAAUCCAGUGAGGAAGAGAGGCUGCUAUCGAUGGCUACUAGGCAACACGAUGACCAUACGCAAUAGACAAUCUUUAUAGAAUUCCUUCAAACCAUAACAAGUACAAAAUGAAUUCUUUAGUCUCAAAGUCUCUGAAAAUCUUUAAAUGAAGCGAGGUCCCAGACUUUGUACGAUGAAAGACAAGCUGUGAAGCUUUGUGUGUUCGGCAAAUAAGAUGUCCAACGCUGAACAGUGAUUCCGGAUAUAGACCACUGUUUCAUAGAAUUCUUCAUCGGCGUGGUGGAAUGAUAUAUAAUUGCUUCAUAAACUAAACAAAAAUUGUAAACGAAAAUACAAACAGUAAUGAAAAAGAGUUCAUUACUGUUUGUAUUAUAGUUUAAAAUUUUUGUAAAGUGAUUUUUGUAUACAGGUCAUCGUCUGUAAAAUUUUAUUUUCAGUUUAUGAAGCAAUUACCGUAUUUUUCACCCUAUAGGACGCACUUUUCCCCCUCCAAAAAUGAAGGGGAAAUGUGUGUGCGUCCUAUGGAGCGAAUGCAGGCUUUCGCUGAAGCCUGGAGAGCGAGAGGGGUCGGUGCGCACUCACCCCUCUCACUCUCCAGGCUUCAGGAAGCUAUCCGCAUGCCUUCAGGAACUCCCGCCGGGCUCCGCAGGCUUGCGGAUAGCUGCCUGCAGCCCGAAGCGUGGGGAGCGCGGCACUGCGCACCCCGGGCUUUGGGCAGCUAUCCACAAGCCUUCGGAGCCUGGUGGGAGUUCCCGCCAGGCUCAGAAGGCUUGUGGAUAGCAGGCAGCAUCCCAAAGCUGUUCUAGCUUCGGGAUGGCUGCGCAAAGCCUCCGCAGGGCGGCGUGGUGAAGGCACCCUGCCGCCCUGCGGAGGCUUGAAAGGCUGUCCCCAAAGCCAAAACAGUGAGACGGGGCACUGCACAGCCGUCCAUCUCGCUGUUCUAGCUUCGGGAUGGCUGCACUCCAAAGGCUUCCGGGAUCUUUGAGGUUGGCGGUGGGGGGAAACAGCGCUUCCCCCCACCGCCAGCCCCACAAGCUCGGGGGGCAGCGGCAAGGCCUGCUCUUGAACGCACCUUGAACGCACCUUGUUUUUAAGGGGGAGAGCAAGUAAAAAAAAUUUUUUCCCUGUUCUCCCCCUCCUAUGGUCCAGUGCGUCCUAUAGAGCGAAAAAUACGGUAUAUAUCAUCCCUCCUUAUAUUCUUAAGCCAGGUUGCGGGGCUGCCUUCGUGACACAACGCCUCUUGUUUCAACCCCUAGGUGUGACCUUCCUGCUCGUCUACUUCGGAGUCCUGGCCCUCCUGCUCUCCUCACUCACACCCGUGGGGGUCGUGACGGCGCUCCAGGCGUUCAACAUGCCCGCCGUCAUAACAAGCAGGGUAAGGGGCACCCGGGCGUGUGGGCAUCGGAGAAACUCUGCCCCAUAGGCGGGCCCGCUUGCCUGAGUCUCAAACUCCUCAGCGCCCCUUAGACCUCUCGUUCCUCCAAAGACUGCCAACCCGUCUGAUGUUUUGUGCUGUUUUGGGGAGCAAAAGGGACGCAGGUGGUGCUGUGGGUUAAACCACGGAACCUAGGGCUUGCCGAUCAGAAGGUUGGUGGUUCGAAUCCCUGCGACGGGGUGAGCUCCUGUUGCUUGGUCCCUGCUCCUGCCAACCUAGCAGUUCGAAAGCACGUCCAAGUGCAAGUAGAUCAAUAGGUACCACUCUGGCGGGAAGGUAAAUGGCGUUUCCGUGCGCUGCUCUGGUUCGCCAGAAGCGGCUUAGUCCUGCUGGCCACAUGACCCGGAAGCUGUACGCCGGCUCCCUCGGCCAAUAAAGCGAGAUGAGCGCCGCAACCCCAGAGUCGACCACGACUGGACCUAAUGGUCAGGGGUCCCUUUACCUUUACCUUUGGGAGCUAAGUGGGUGCUACUGCCCUGGGGGUGGGGUCGCUAAGAGGCAAGAGGUGUGUGCGCUGGAGUUGGCUCCCCAAAAGCACACCAAUCUCAGAGAUCAUCAGGAGGUUUGGGCUGGGUGUUCAUCAAUAUGCGGAUGAUACCCAGCUCUACCUCUCUUUCAAAUCGGAACCAAUGAAGGUCCUGUGUGAGUGUCUGGAGGUGGUUGGAGGAUGGAUGGCUGCUAACAGAUUGAGGUUGAACCCUGACAAGACAGAAGUACUUUUUUGGGGGGACAGGGGGCAGGCAGGUGUGGGGGACUCCCUGGUCCUGAAUGGGGCAACUGUGCCCCUGAAGGACCAGGUGCGCAGCCUGGGGGUCAUUUUGGACUCACCGCUGUCCAUGGAGGUGCAGGUCAGUUCUGUGUCCAGGGCAGCUGUCUCCCAGCUCCAUCUGGUACGCAGGAUGAGACCCUCCCUGCCCACGGACUGUCUUGCCAGAGUGGCGCAUGCUCUAGUUAUCUCCCGCUUGGACUACUGCAAUGCGCUCUACAUGGGGCUACCUUUGAAGGUGACCCGGAAACUGCAAUUAAUCCAGAAUGCGGCAGCCAGGCUGGUGACUGGGAGCAGCCGCUGGGACCACAUAACACCGGUCCUGAGAGAUCUGCAUUGGCUCCCAGGAUGUUUCCGGACCCAAUUCAUAGUGCUGCUUUUGACCUGUGAAGAUUUAAAUGGCUCAGGACCACAAUAACUCAACGACCGCCUCUUUCCAUAUGAACCGACUCGGACCCUGAGAUCACCUUCUGACACCCUUCUUUGUGUUUUUCCUCCUUGAGAGGUCCAGAGGGUGGCAACACUAGAACGGGGCCUUCUCUGUAGUGGCUCCACAUCUGUGGAAUUCUCUCCCCAGGGAAGUUCACCUGGGGCCUUCAUUACACACCUUUAGGCACCAGGCAAAAAUGUUCCAUUUUCACCAGGCCUUUGGUUGAUCUUAUUGACAUCCAUCCAACACCCUUUUAGAAUGUGGUUCUUUUUGGGGGGUUUUAAAUUGGUUUAUUGUUUUUGGUUUGAUUUUAUAUGUUGUACUCUUGCUGUGAACCGCCCCAAGACCUCCAAGUAUAUAUAGGGCAGUAUGUAAGUUGAAUAAAUAAAUAAAACGUCACACCUCUUCCUUGUGCCCUCAACAGCUCCUGCAAGCAGCCACAAACUACCGCAACGGCCACACAGGACAACUCUCCGCUGUCACAGCCUUCCUGCUUUUUGCGGGCUCUCUGGCCCGAAUCUUCACUUCCAUUCAGGUAGGCCGGGGUUCACCUGCCCAGGGCGGGUGGGGAGGGAAGAGAGACAUCAUUCAAGUACGUUUCCGAGCACAAUUCAGAGUGUUGGUGCUGACCUUUAAAGCCCUAAACGGCCUCAGCCCAGUAUACUUGAAGGAGCGUCUCCACCCCCAUUGUUCUGCCUGGACACUGAGGUCCAGCUCUGAGGGCCUUCUGGCGGUUCCCUCCCUGCGAGAAGCCAAGUUGCAGGGAACCAGGCAGAGGGCCUUCUCGGUGGCGGCUCCCUCCCUGUGGAACGCCCUCCCACCAGAUGUCAAAGAGAACAACAACUACCAGACUUUCAGAAGACAUCUGAAGGCAGCCCUGUUUAGGGAAGCUUUUGAUGUUUGAUGUAUUACGGUAUUUUAAUAUUUUUUUGGAAGCCGCCCAGAGUGGCUGGGGAAGCCCAGCCAGAUCGGCGGGGUAUAAAUAAUAAAUUAUUAUUAUUAUUAUUAUUAGGCUAACAGCCUCAGCCCUGAAGUAAAGGAAGGAGGUGUUGGGCUUGCAGGAAUUCAAACCCCCCCCCCCGUUGCUUUCUGCAUUGCAGUAGAGUGUGGGUGGGGUCUAGAUGUUGUUUUUUAAUUAAAAAACUGCUGGAAGCCACCUCGCAUCCCAACCUGGGCAGACAGGCAUCGGGGGGAGAAGUUGGGGUGCAAAUAAAUAAACAAACCUACCUCGUUUGCCCCCUCCCCACCCCGCAGGAGACAGGAGACCCCCUCAUGGCUCUCACCUACGUCGUGGCCUCGUCCUGCAACAGCAUCAUCACGGGACAGCUGAUUUAUUACUGGAACGUCCCUGUGGACAAGCGCAAGAAGGAAUAGGAGUCCUGGAGGGGUUCGUGACUCUUCCUGCCCCCCCUCCACACACCCCACCACCCUCCUGGACACAUCAGGAAAGGGCCCGAUUUUCCAGGAAGUUUUCUUUCUCUCUCUCUUUUUGCAUUCUGAGCCAAGGGACAGUUGCAGUCUUUUUCUCUGGGAAUCUCGUGGGAGUUGUACGCUGGAAACUGGGGUUGCUUUUCUUAACCUGCUGUGAUUCCCCCCACACCGCCAGCAGGGCCAAGGUGGGGUGGGGCUCAGAGGCCUAUGAGGAAUAAUUGUAUAUUCGGGGAGGGGGUUCUGCCUCCCAACUCCUCCCAGUAAACCCAAAUAUAGGUGGGAGAGUGUCCUGACUCAGUUUCCUGCGUUCUUCUUUAAUCCAGCCCUUCGCUCGGAACAGUGAGGACUAGAAUCUUGGUUCUCUUGCUAGGAGAUUUGGCCGUAGCUCAGCGACAAGGGAAGUCUAGUGUCCCAAUCAAGGGAAGUCAUGUUGUCGUUUAGUCGUGUCCGCCUCUUCGUGGCCCCCUGGACCAGAGCAUGCCAGGCCCUCCUGUCUUCCACUGCCUCCCACAGUUGGGUCAAACUCAUGCUGGUGGCUUUGAGAACACUGUCCCACCAUCUCGUCCUCCGUCGUCCCCUUCUCCUUGUGCCCUCCAUCUUUCCCAAUAUCAGGGUCUUUUCCAGGGAGAGCUUUCACUAUACGGACCUUUGUUGGCAAGGUCUCAGGCGGCUAAUCCUAGUCUUUAUAACCCUGUACUUUCUUCCAGAAGGCAGAAGCUGAAAGAGAUCAUUUCCAGGGUGCGCACUAUCCUGCGCUAUCUCUGCAGCUUUCUUACAGCACCAGGAAGCGUAGAUGCAGCUCUCAUACAUCACUAAGGGAAGUUAUAGUACCACUCUAUCCUGCCUUGGUCAGACCACACCUGGAGUCCUGUGUCCAGUCCUGGGCACCGCAAUUUGAGAAGGAUAUUGUGCCGAGGUGGGCAGCCAAGAGGAUCAAGGAGAAGAGGAGACUGGGAGGAGAUAUCUUCAAAUAUCUGAAGGGCUGUCCCAUGGAACAGGGAGCAUGCUUGCUUUCUUCUGCCCUGGACAACAGGACUCGAACCAAGUAAACACCAGGAAGAAUUUCCCCUCUGGAGGUUGUGUUCUCUCCUUCCUUGCAGGUUUUUAAGCAGAGGUUCAAAAGCUAUCUGUCAUGGAUGCUUUAGCUGAGAUUCCUGGUUCGCAGGGGGCUGGGUUGGGCGACCCCCGGGGUCUACAACCAAAGGACCUACCUUGCAUGCAGAAGGUCGCAGGUUCAAUCCCCAACGGUGCUUCCAGGUAGGGUUGGGAGAGGCUGCUGUCACCCAGUGUAGACAAUACUGAACUAGGUGGGUGCCAGUGCUCUGAAUAAAAGCCACUUCCC
Podarcis lilfordi (Lilford's wall lizard) is the source of this 10152-nucleotide messenger RNA. The record is from the annotation of a GenBank genome assembly. Lineage: Eukaryota; Metazoa; Chordata; Lepidosauria; Squamata; Lacertidae.